AUGUCGCUGUUCGCCGUCUUGUGCCUGGGGCUCGUGGCCCGCGCUUCCGCCUGGGCCCGCGCCUCCGUGACGGUGACUGGGGAGGAGCUCGCGGAGAAGUCCAUCAAGGACUACGUUGAGGACGUGAAAACUAUGAGUCCAAACUUGGGUUCGCUCCAGUUGAUGGGGAGCUGCUGUGACGAGAACCGGGGUUCCGCCUUGGAGAUUCAGACCGGCAUCAACACGAACACCUUCUACGGACCCACGGAUGAGCUGGCCAAGACAAUCUUCAAGGAUCAUGGUUGCCGUCCGGUGGCAGAGAAGAACAUGAACAAGAUGGGCACGGCAGGGUGCACCUACUUCAGCAUCUUCCAGAACUCUGCCCAUGCUGACAACGAGUUCGCCGCGAAUUGCGUGCCGGGUUUGGUCUGCAGCGCGGACGUUGUGGGCAUGACCAAGGGAAAGAUUGCAUUCUACGGCGUGGUCAUGCAGAUCUUGCAGCCCAACCUUGGCACGCUGGCCAACAUCUACUCGGGACCCAUCGACAAGUGCUAUGCGGGCAUGAACCUGCUCAAUUCGGGGGAUCUGAAGGAUUCCUUCGUCAAGGAGCCGAUCAUGGGCCCGUUUAACAUCAAGCUCGGCGAGACGACGAAGCUGGUGGUCGACGGCAUGAGCCACGUGGGCGCUCUCGAUUCCCUUCAGAGUUGCCAGAACACGUCGGACAUUGGCUACCUCUUCGUCCACAAGAACCUCUACUGGUCCAGCCAGAAAGAUACCGUCGACCUCGGAGCCUUCACGGAGUACAAGGCUUCGAAGGCCGCGGCCAAGGACGCCGAGGCGAAGCAGAAGCAACUGGAACAGAUGUCGAGUGCCAUGGGCAAGGGUGACGCCAAGGCUGCAGAGAAGACGCUGGAGGAGGCCCACGCCGAUGUUCCCCCGCCUAAGGCGGAGGUGGACAGGAGUGCCGUCACUUCUGCAAAGAAUGCUGGGAAGCUCUCAGUGCCCGUGGGUGGCAAGAUUGACAUCAAGGGCGUGCCCAAAGAGGACUCCGCCGCCGUGGUGAAAGCGCUCGGGCUCGGCGACAAAGUCCACAUCGAUCGCCGCCUGUCCGAGCCCGAGAGGCUCAUCUGA
This is a messenger RNA of Symbiodinium natans, 1110 nucleotides long. The record is from the annotation of a GenBank genome assembly. NCBI's taxonomy places the organism in Eukaryota, Dinophyceae, Suessiales, Symbiodiniaceae.